Thunnus maccoyii (southern bluefin tuna) is the source of this 1725-nucleotide messenger RNA. RefSeq names its product TNFAIP3-interacting protein 3-like. Lineage: Eukaryota; Metazoa; Chordata; Actinopteri; Scombriformes; Scombridae. Bases 292 to 1404 code for a protein of 370 amino acids. The record is from RefSeq and is a predicted model, not a curated record. The transcript is spliced from 10 exons. Gene Ontology annotation, biological process: regulation of transcription by RNA polymerase II; cellular response to lipopolysaccharide.
UUUUAAUUAAUUUUAAGAUUCAAAUAAAAUGCAAAUACUAGAAUUCUAAAUACGAUAUUUUGGAUACCACUUCCUAAACACCGUCCGUCAGCGGUUCAGCCCUGAGACUCCCCCGGCCCCCACGAGGGAAUCCCGGCAGGUGAUUGGACAAUGCUGGUUUUACCACGUCACACAGGAUCGUCAGUAUAACUAUCAGGCGAGUCGCAGCUCAAAUCUCAGCUGUUGUGGGAUCAGCACGUGUCGAGGAGCCUAGAGAAUAAUAAUACGUCCUUACAUGAAAACAGACCACCUAUGGAGCGAUCACAGGCAAGCAAAGCUGCUCCAACAGAGGGAACACAGAAUGACCAGAAACACGUCCACAGAUUGUAUCCAUCGCUGCCGAAUGUGCACACGUAUGAGGUUUGUGUGCCAAACGGUUCCAGCAGAGCAAAGCUUGAAGCAGCCGCAGUUUAUCGCCCUGAGAGUCUGCCGGGAGACACACAGUCAGAAGUGUCUGCUACCAACAGUGAUACCAACAUGAAAGCACAGAUACUUAUCAUGGAGAAGCAAAGGCAAGAGCUUCUUUCUAUUAAUGAGAAAUGGGCAAAGGAGUACAGAAUCAUGGCACAGUACUACCAAGAGAAGGUGCGGGAUUUAAAAACAAUACUGCAACAUGACAACUUUCACUUUAAAGAAGAGGAAAAAGGAGAGAGACCCAUCACAUUACAUAAAAAAGUUAAAAUCAAGACAAUGAAAGAUGAAGAGAACACACAGGCUGGAAACGGUGAUGUCAGCUCUGAGGUACUCAAAGCAGAGAGGGAAGUAGAGGAGCUGCGAGCACGGAACAACACUCUGACUCAAAGAGGGCAGCAUCAGCAGGAAGAGAUCAGACGACUAAACAAAGCUCUAGAGGAGACGCUUCACACCACUCAGCGUCUUGAUGCGAGCAGUGAAACACUACAGGAUAUCUGGAAGCAUCAGGCUCAGAUCUAUAAGGAGGACUUUAUGAAGGAGAGGAGGGACAGAGAGAACCUCAAGGGGAAGUGUCUGGAACUGGAGAAGAGGUUGAAAAAAGCUCACAAUGAGCUGCACGUCCUAAAAUCACAGGUAUUUGGAGUUUACAUCCUUAUAUUCUUACAUGAAGAAUCAAACUGCAUAGUCCUGGAAGCAUUUGAGUGUUUCAGGUACAAAGAUUUCAUCAAGUGUCUCUGUUUCUCCAGGGGACUUCGACCCGGCCGCCGCAACCUGUACUUGAAUGUACCUGCAGACAUACGACUGACCAACACCACAUCCGGCCUCAGAGACGAUACACCCUUGAUGAAAAACGAUGAACUACUCCUCCUCAGUCUUUGUUUAACAAUGUUUUGCUGCACUUUAUGGAAGUCUGUCCUGGAGUAUAAUGGCCAGAUCAGAGUUCAUCAUUAGCAGGGUGAGACUUCGCUAGUUUCUCAGGAAGGACAACAUCAAGGAAGUGAGCUCUGUUGUGUUUCAGCCUUUGCCCGACUGUCUGCUGCAGGUUCAUCUUCAGGUAGUUUUCGUUGCGGCCACGCCACUAGUCCAGGCCCAUUUGGAGAACUAUGUGUGAGAAACAAAACCUUUAAUAUAUAUACUUCCUAAGGGGAGAAAAGUAGCAAAGAGUGAUAUAAAAUACUCUACCUAGUGCGUACAAAAUUUGCUAUGUAAGCCAUGGCGCGCUUGCUCAGCUCUUCUUCUUCUUGUGACACAGGUCCUUAAGGAGAUAUCAAG